Molecule: messenger RNA, 2578 nt
Organism: Opisthorchis viverrini
Lineage: Eukaryota; Metazoa; Platyhelminthes; Trematoda; Opisthorchiida; Opisthorchiidae
Exons: 15
Coding region: 14-2509 (831 amino acids)
Biological process (GO): non-motile cilium assembly; intraciliary transport
Cellular component (GO): centriole; non-motile cilium; ciliary basal body
Molecular function (GO): kinesin binding
Source: RefSeq, a predicted model, not a curated record
GUUUCGCGCCAAAAUGAUACCAAAACACGACAUGCUGGCGGAUGACAAAGAUGAUAUAUAUGGCGGGUUUGACGAUUAUAAUAGCAGACUCGAAGAAGAGAACUUUCUGAACGAUCCAGGAUUUCAGCACGCCGUGAAAGCGACAAGUCAUGGCCGGAAACCCCCGGUACUUGGACGCAACCUAUCCACAGCAGCUACCAGGGCUGCAAUCACCACGUCACUUGGUCGGCUGCAAACUGGCGUUCGCCUUACAACCGCAGCUGGACCAAACUUCACAGACGGUAGUCGCCCAAUGACUUCAGUGCGUGCAGCUGGGUAUUCAUCAAUGGGUCGCCGAAUGUCGAGCGCUAUGGGCCUCGGUACGGGCCAGGCACCACCAGAGAUAGCUGCCGCACCACCACUUGAAGCAAAGCCAGAGGAUAGUCCGGAGGAGCGCAUAAGGGCCAUGGAGAAAGGAGUCAAUCAGCUUAUCGAAGAAAGCUGUAUUGCUGCCUGCCGUGGGGAAAUAACUACUGCAUUCGAGAAGGCAAAAGAAGCCGGUCGUAAAGAACGUGUUCUCGUCAGGCAACGAGAGCAACUCGGUGUGGCCGAUCAGAUAAAUCUCGACCUGACCUACUCUGUACUCUUUAAUCUGGCAAAUCGCUACACAGCUAGUGGAAUGUACCAAGAGGCACUGAACACUUACCAGGCUAUAGUACGAAAUAAACUAUUCGCUCAUGCCGGUCGUCUUAAAGUAAACAUUGGCAAUAUUUACUUUGCUCAGAAGAAUUAUUCCAAGGCGAUAAAGUUUUACCGAAUGGGUCUUGAUCAACUUCCCAACACACACAAAUCAAUGAGAAUCAAAAUCAUGCAGAACAUUGGCAUCACGUUUGUCAAACUUGGGCAGUUCAGCGAAGCGAUAACUUCUUUUGAACACAUCAUGCAAGAAGAGCCUGACGUGAAGACCGGUUUCAAUUUGAUUUUGUGCUACUUUUUGACUGGUGAUCGGAAUAAGAUGAGAUACGCUUUCCAGCAAUUGCUCCGAGUGGAUUUACACUUGGAUGACGAGGAUAGAUAUCUCUCGCACAAUGACGACAAGCAAUACGAACUCAUCCUGGAGGUGAUACGUAAUGAUGAACUCCGAUUAUUCGAAAAGAAAAGAAAAGCGGAGGCUGAGAACUUCAUCAAAUUGGCUGCAAAGUUGAUCGCUCCUGCAAUCGAAUCCAACUUCAACACUGGGUACGAUUGGUGUAUAGAACAAGUGAAGAUGUCCAUGUAUCACGAAAUUGCCAAUGACCUCGAGAUUGACAAAGCUGUGAUGUACUUAAAACAAAGGGAUUUCCACCAGGAUGGCGGAAAGUCUUUACAUACAAAGGCAAUCGAAACACUCAAGUCAUUUGAGCGGAAAGAUGCACGUGUGGCUAGUACAGCCGCUACGAAUUUAUCCUUUCUGCACUUUCUUGAAGCUCUGGUGAACAAGGGCAAUGUAUUGUUCAAACAGCAAAACUACGAGAGAGCCCGAGACUGCUACGCCGAAGCGCUACAAGAUGAUUCCAGUUGUGUUGAGGCUCUGUAUAACCUGGGCCUGGUGUGCAAAAAACUAGAGCGUUUUGAGGAGGCAUUGGAAGCGUUCUUCAAACUUCACGCCGUGCUACGCAAUAGUGCCCCCGUGGUCUACCAAAUCAUGGACAUAUAUGAGAAAAUUGAUGAUUCAACACAGGCACAAGAAUGGGCAAUGCAACUGCAUGGCCUAGUUCCAUCGGAUCCAUUCUUGCUUCAACGUCUGGGUGACAACUACGAACAGGAAGGCGACAAAUCCCAGGCUUUCUCCUACUACUAUGAUUCCUUCAAGUACUUCCCAUGCAAUUUUGAUGUGAUCGAAUGGCUUGGUGCCUACUACAUCGAGUCACAGUUCUGCGAAAAAGCCAUUGCCUAUUUUGAACGAGCUAGUCUGAUGCAACCGAAUCAAACCAAAUGGCUUUUGAUGAUCGCUUCCUGUCACCGCCGGAGCGGAAAUUACCAGCAGGCGUUAGAAACGUACAAAACAAUGCACAGACAGUUCCCGGACAACAUUGACUGUCUAAGAUUCCUUGUUCGUCUGUGUGCUGACAUGGGACUUCCCGAGGCACAGGAAUACGCAAACCGCUUAAAACGCGCAGAAAAAGUAAAGGAAGCCCGAGAACAACGUCAACUCUCUGCCAGUAGCCGAAGAGGUGGCGGCGCUGCCCGACCGAAUGGAAGUCGCGAGAAUUCCGCCAGUGCUAGCAGCGGGGGGGAUAGUCGUGAAGGUAGUGCUAAGCGAGACCUAGCACGAAUGGCACUAAUGAGAGGCAAUAUCAGUGCCCUUCCAAAACAACCAGAGACAAAUGACGAAACUUCACAUGACGCUGACCAAGGGAGUAGCGGUUCAUUCAUAUAUAGUGAUCCAUUGGGACCGGCUGCCGAAAGACCCAAAACGGCAGCUCGGUCGCGACCGGUACAAGAUGAAUUCGCUGACGAGGAAGUGGACGACGCCCUGCUUCCAGAUUGACCUAUCAGUAUGUGCCCUGUUUCAAGUUGUGUACUGCAUAUAUUCAUCUGUGACUGUGUUGAAUAAAUC